Messenger RNA from Arabidopsis arenosa, 1105 nucleotides. NCBI's taxonomy places the organism in Eukaryota, Viridiplantae, Streptophyta, Magnoliopsida, Brassicales, Brassicaceae. The record is from the annotation of a GenBank genome assembly.
UUUGCAACGAAACAUAAUAACGAAAACAAGUUUGGUUCCCUCUUCUUCUUCAGAGAAGUACGAUCUUAAUAUAUUUUUAUACACAUAUUUAUAGAAAAAAGUUUCAUCAUGCUCUAUUCGUCUAAGAAGUUGUUCUUCUUCUCGUGCAUUGUGCUGAUUGUCAACUACAACAACAAUGUCUUCGUAACCGCAGCAAAUAGCAUUGGCUUGAACUACGGCCUCCUCGGAGAUAACCUCCCGUCUCCAUCCAAUGUUAUCAACCUUUACAAGUCCAUAGACAUUACUAAAAUCCGAAUCUUCGACCCGAACACUGAAGUUCUUAACGCUUUACGCGGCCACCGUGAUAUUGCAGUCACUGUAGGCGUUAGGGACCAGGACUUGGCUGCUCUUGCAGCUAGCGAAGAAGCUGUUAAAGGCUGGUUUGCAACCAACAUCGAGCCUUACUUAUCCGACGUCAACAUCGCGUUCAUUACUGUUGGUAAUGAAGUCAUCCCCGGACCAAUUGGUUCUCAAGUGCUUCCUGUCAUGCAGUCUCUCACAAACCUCGUCAAGUCAAGGAAUCUUCCAAUCUCGAUAAGCACUGUGGUGGCAAUGUGGAAUCUCGAGCAAUCGUACCCACCUUCCGCAGGAAUGUUCACGUCUCAAGCACGUGAACAACUUGUUCCCGUGCUGAAACUAUUGUCUCAAACAAAUACGCCUAUUCUCGUAAAUAUAUACCCUUACUUCCCUUACGCGUCCGACCCAUCGAGCAUUCCUCUCGACUAUGCCACCUUCAACACUGAGGCCAUCGUGGUCCAAGAUGGACCAUUGGGCUAUUCAAACAUGUUUGAUUCAAUAUUUGACGCGUUUGUGUGGGCAAUGGAGAAGGAAGGCGUUAAGGAUUUACCAAUGGUGCAUGGUGUCCGAGACCGGAUGGCCAUCUGCGGGGAAUGGAAACUUUACCACGCCUGAUAUCGCAGGUACCUACAACAGAAAUUUUGUGAAACAUAUAGCAAGCGGAAAAGGGACGCCUAAGAAGCCUAACAAGAGCAUCGACGGGUUUCUGUUUGCAACAUUCAAUGAAAAUCAGAAGCCGGCAGGGACUGAACAAAAUUUUGGGUUGUAC